AUGUCACAAUUGAAUACCUCGAGCUUGAGGAACUUGAGAGCUCGGUGCUUCAGAAGUACGUACCGCCAUAGCUCCGUUCCCAGCCUCCAACGAGUAGUCCACUUUGCGCAACCGCAGCUGGCGCGCUCACCAACGCUCGAAGCGAAAUCACGAUCCCCAGCGACGAUGCCCGUAUGA
Colletotrichum lupini is the source of this 177-nucleotide messenger RNA. RefSeq lists its product as uncharacterized. The record is from RefSeq and is a predicted model, not a curated record. Bases 1 to 177 code for a protein of 58 amino acids. NCBI's taxonomy places the organism in Eukaryota, Fungi, Ascomycota, Sordariomycetes, Glomerellales, Glomerellaceae. The transcript has 2 exons.